Messenger RNA from Komagataella phaffii GS115, 885 nucleotides. RefSeq names its product Mitochondrial inner membrane transporter, exports 2-oxoadipate and 2-oxoglutarate from the mitochond. Lineage: Eukaryota; Fungi; Ascomycota; Pichiomycetes; Pichiales; Pichiaceae. The record is from RefSeq and is a predicted model, not a curated record. The transcript has a single exon. Gene Ontology annotation, cellular component: mitochondrial inner membrane. Gene Ontology annotation, biological process: mitochondrial ADP transmembrane transport; mitochondrial ATP transmembrane transport. Gene Ontology annotation, molecular function: ATP:ADP antiporter activity. Bases 1 to 885 code for a protein of 294 amino acids.
AUGUCAGACCCCAAACCAUUGCCCUUUGUGUACCAAUUUCUAUCUGGGGCCAUUGCUGGAGUCAGUGAGAUUCUAGUGAUGUACCCUUUAGAUGUGGUGAAGACUCGUAUUCAAUUGCAAGUGGGAAGUGGAGCAAACGCUGAGUACACUGGAAUUGUUGACUGCGUCACCAAGAUCGUCAAGAAUGAAGGAUUCUCACGUCUUUAUAGAGGUAUCUCUGCUCCAAUUCUUAUGGAGGCACCUAAGAGAGCCACAAAGUUCGCAGCCAAUGACGAAUGGGGAAAGUUUUACAGAAAUGCCUUUGGCGUUCAAAGCAUGACCCAGUCGUUAGCUGUACUGACUGGUGCCACCGCUGGUGCCACUGAAUCGUUUGUUGUUGUGCCUUUUGAGCUUGUGAAAAUUAGAUUGCAAGACAAAUCGUCUAAAUAUUCCGGAAUGGGAGAUGUGGUUAAACAGAUCGUCAAGAAGGAAGGAGUAUUGUCCUUGUACAAUGGUCUCGAGGCUACUUUGUGGCGUCAUAUCUGGUGGAAUGCCGGAUACUUUGGUGUGAUUUUCCAAGUUAGAAGUCUGUUGCCUAAGACUGAGAGCAGCACCCAAAAGACUGCCAACGAUCUGUUGUCUGGUGCCAUUGGUGGUACUGUCGGUACCAUACUGAAUACUCCAUUUGACGUGGUCAAGUCUCGUAUCCAAAACACUGUCAAGGUUCCUGGUGUGGUUCCGAAGUAUAACUGGACUUUACCAUCGUUGCUGCUGGUUACCAAAGAGGAAGGUUUCUCAGCUCUUUAUAAAGGAUUCCUACCUAAAGUGUUACGUCUAGGACCAGGAGGAGGUAUCUUACUGGUGGUAUUUACCACUUGUAUGGACUUUUUCCGAACCUUACAGUAG